Paramecium tetraurelia is the source of this 8325-nucleotide messenger RNA. RefSeq lists its product as uncharacterized. Lineage: Eukaryota; Ciliophora; Oligohymenophorea; Peniculida; Parameciidae. The transcript is spliced from 7 exons. The record is from RefSeq and is a predicted model, not a curated record.
AUGUUAGACUGGAAUAAUUCCUUAUAUUUCACAGUUGAAUAAAUAUAUAUACCAGCUUCUUACUAAUAUUCAAGUUACUAAUCAAAUAGCAUCAAAUAUUUUAUCAUAUUUGCAAUUUCUAGUGGACGGGUUACAGAUGAGGAAGUUUAGAAUGUAUUUUUACAAUAUUUAAAAAUUGAUACAUCUCUGAAGACUUUGACCCACUAUUUUGAAAUACUAACACAGAAACAGAAAUACUUGUAAUAAGUCGCAGUUACUAGUUUAAAUUACGAGGGUUUCUGGUAUAGUUUGGAAAUAAGAAACGAUGCUUUGUAAAAAAGUUUAAACAUCACUUACUAUUAAAAUUCUAAUAAGAAUAUUAUAUAUCAAAAGAUAUACCAAAACGAAUAUUUCGCUAUUACUGAUUAUUUUUCAUUUUAUUUAGGGGAAUCAAAAAUUUCUAAAUAGUUAGGAUAUUAUCAAUUUUAAGGUGUAAUUAAAUUCCAAUUGAUAGCAAAUACCACUAAGUUUAGUCCAACCGCUUAAAGUGCUUGUAGCUCAUCUUCUGGUUACGCUAUGAAAAGUUAAUUUAAUUUUACUUCAGAUUUUUAUUAUGAGCAUACAAUUAAGGACUUAGUUUUUAAAUCAUACGGAGUAACCACUUGGGCGAAGAUAGAUGAAAACAAAGCAGUAGACAAUAACUAUAUAAAUGUUCUUCAUAUACAGUAGAAUCCAAAUUCAAAAUAUCAGAACUAUAUAGGAGGAAAAUUAGCUUAAGUGACAUAUUUCAUAAAUUCAACAAAGCAACUGAUCUAGAUAUUCUACUAGACCUACACCUUCCCCUCCUUACCUUAAUUAUCAAAUACUGGUGAUCCCUUAGAAAAGAGUGUCAUUUAUGAACUCGAUAAUUAAUAUUCACUUUUUAAUUGGCAUUAUUUCUCAUACUCAUUUAGAAACAAUUAGAUUUAUUUGAAUUUAAAUUUUGUUAAGCAGAAUUACUAAUUUAUAAAGACGAUCACAAGUGUCAAUUAAUUUUCUGAUUUGAUGCUUGUGGUUCAUUUAGGAGGAACACCUACAAAUAGGAGCAAUACAAGUGGAUAGUUUAAUCUAGCCUACUUUUACCCUUGUCUUAAUUCUUAUACUCCAAAAUGCCAUUAUUCAUGUUCUACAUGCAUAGGACCUCAAUCAAAUUAGUGUUUAAGUUGCACAACGUCCUCUAAUAGAUAAUUAUCAUUUGAUUUCAAAUGCAUCUGUAAGCUUGGAUACUUAGAUUUGAGUUUGAGCACAUGUUAUUCGAUUUCAACAGCAACAGUUUAAGAUUAAUUAGUACCUCUAUCCACUUCUAAAGAAUAUGACUAGUAGGAUCCUUAUAUAAUAUGUAGUUAUGGCUAUUUUAGAUAUGAUGACAUAUGUUAUUAAUGUCCUAAAUUGAAAAAGCUGUACUUUUGUCCGGAAUGUAUCUAAUAUACAAAUACUUGGGUUUAUAAUCCGAUUUGUACUAAAGAUUAUCAAUAAUAUAAUCAGAGUGAAAAUAAUACUUUUACUUAAGACAUAAUAGCACCAUUAUAAAUACUUUUAUUGAAUAUCGAGCCUUACACGGUUUAUUUAUUUAAUGAUGAACAGCUUACAAUGUGUGCCUAUUGCAAUAGUUUAUGUCUAACUUAUCCAUAUUCUUCAAGUUGCCUUUAGAGUAAUUAUUAUCAUUUGCAAUAACAAAUAAUGGUAAUUUGUUCAUAAGGGGCAGUUUUAAUGGAUGGAGAAUGUAAAUAAUAAUGCUAUGAAGGAUGUUAAAAAUGCGAUUAUAUUAAUAAAGAAUUUUUGUGUUUGGAUUAAGAUCCAAUACAAAUUGUGACUAGAAAAUGUUAGUAUAUAUCUACAUCUGUCUGCAAGUAAUGCUAUGACAAUAAUAAUUACUUUUUAAACAUGGAGUAGAAUGAUUGUUAUCCAUGUACCAUCCCAAAUUGUAAAUAUUGCUUCUAAUAUUUAAAAUCGGACUUUAAUUACAAUUCAAUCUUUUAACAUUAACCAUUUGUUUAUGAUCAAGAGGAUUUAGCUGUAGCUUGUGCUCUAUGUCAAAGUGGUUAUGCUUUUAGUUUUUUCACAGGACAAUGUGAAAAAUAACUUAACAUCUUAUUGGGAGAUUCAUGUUCCAGUUAUUACAUAAAUUAAUAAGGGAAAUCAACAUGUCUUGUUGACAAAGACUUUUCACUUAGUAGUACUGUUUACGAUUGCAGAUAAUAUUUGUCAUAAUGUAUCACAUGUACUAGGGUUCUUUAAAAUACAUAUUAUUGUCUCUAAUGUGAAUCUGGGUACUAUUUGCAUAACAAUUAUGGUGUUUGUAUGUCUUGUAUUGAAUAUAAUCCUUUGUAUUCAGAAUGCGAAUAAGUCCAAGUUUUUGAACCCUUAUUUAAAAUUGAAUUGGCCCCUUUCUUUUUUAGUUUAACUAAAUAAUAUCCUGGGUAACAAGUUCUGGAAACUUUGAAAAUCAAAGUUAAGUCAUGUAUCAGUACUUAUGGUAUUUUUAGUGAUACCAUUUGUUCAAAAAGUGAUUCAAUAAAUUGCGAAUUUUAUGAUAGAGGAUGCAGAACUUGUGCAUCUACUAAUGAGGGAACUAAAAGGCUUACCCUUAUUAAUUUAAAAUGUUCCGAUUGUCCUUAUUUUUGCGAAUAUUGCAAGCCUCGUGAAAUUCAGGACAUAUAUUUAAUUAAUCCUUAUACAAAUGUAACUGCUACACUUCCUGAGCUUACUUACAGAUGCAUUCAAAAAUCCAGUAUUCAUAAAACUGUAUUUUUUGAUAAUCGUAUACAAUUAGUCAGAAUAUGCUCUCAAGAAAUUCCAAAAUGCGAAUUAUAUCACAUCUAGAAAUUCACAAAUUUAAAAACCUUUUACUCAGCCAUGAUAUCCUUAAGCACAACUAAUGCCCUACAAUAUUAUAAUCUGAGAGGUAGUUCAGGAUUUUCAUUUUUUAUUAACUCUAGCGCUACUUAUUUAAUGGAUAAUUCCUUUUUUUCUCUUUAUGAUAUACCAAACAAUUAUAUAUCAUAGAUUGUAAGUCUUAAAUAUACAAAAUUCACUUAUUUUUCUUAAAGUAUUUCUUAUGCCUUAAUAUUUGGAAAGCUCAGAUUUCUAAAUUUUUAGGAAAUUUAGUUUAUUCAAACUAGUAUCCUCUUCAGCUUAACUUAAUCAUCUUAAUUAAUUUUUGAAUCACUUGGAUCCAUAAAUCUUCUAUUUGAAAACUGUAUUAUUGAAGAUUCAAACACAACAUUUAGUUAUUAUAAUCAAAUUUUUGAUGUAUCAAUUUCAUCUAGAUCUUACUAAAUUGCUGUAUAAAACCCUUAUAGAAUCAAUUUUACUAAUGUCAUCAUUUCAAACAUUUCCUUAUUGAACACAACAUUUCUUAAUCUAACAACUGUAAAUAAAUAAAUUAACCAACUUGAUUAUAUUUAUUUUUAAAAUGUAACAUUUUUUAAUUGUUCAUUCUCCUAAACUAAUAUUAUAAAUUUGUUGGAGGCGAAUCAAUAUAAAUAUAUUUCUAUAAUCCAAUUGAGCUUUAUAGAUUGCAAUUUUAGCAAAAGUUAUUUUAUUCAUACAUUUGGCUUACAACUAAAAGGCAAAUUUAUACUUUAAAAUUUAGUUAUGAAGAAUUGUUUUAUGAGAAAUUCAGCUUUAAUAACUAUUCCUGUUACUAUAACUACGACAAUUAAUGAUUUGCAUCUUUAAAGCGUUUAGUUUUACGAUACUGAUUUCAUUCAAGUAUCUUCUUCAGCAUUUAUUUAAAACAUUAUUGUGUAAGAUAGUAAGUUUUCGAAUUCCAAAAUCAUCCACAAAAUCAAAUCUCUCAUAUCCUCUGCUAAGGAGGAAUAUCUUAUAGAAAAUCUCUAAAUAUUCGAUUGCUAUUAUUAGGAACUCAACAUUGUAUUAAUGCCUUAAUACAGUAUUGAAGAUAUUAAAGUAACAUUAAGAUCUAUUUAAACUUAAAGCCUUCAUUCCCUUAAUUAUUAUUUGAACAUGGACUAUCCAUUGUUUCAAUUUUAAGUAGCUCAAAUAAUAAUUGAAGAUAUUAAAUUGAUACGAUAACCUGGAUCUAAAGAUUUUAUCAUUAAGGGUUGCGAGUAUGUUUCCAUCUCAGAUGUCUAAAUACUAUCCAAUUUAGUUCAGAUUUCAUCUGAUUCAAGCGAAUUAAUACAAUAAACUUUAAAUACUAUAUUUAUCGUUGAGGCAUAGUAAUUGAAAUUAGAAAACAUUCAUGUGUAAAAUCAAUUAAGUGUUAAUGUCAUUUUUUUUUAUUUUAAUCUAAUUAAAUUACAAGAUUCAUAAGAUUGCUAUUUAAGAAUCUAAAAUAUACAACUUGAUAAUAUUCAAUUAAUUAAACAGCAGUUUUCAGAAAUAUCAACAAUAUUUUAUAUUACAAGUUUGAUUGCUUAAAAUAUAUCAAUUUCGGAAUCUUAAUUUAAUGGUAUAUUCCUUAAUGAAUUUGUUUAAGAUACUAAAAUAUCAUCUGCAGCAAUUGCUGUUAUUGUUUCAGAACAGAGUAACAUAAAAUUGGAAAAUAAUUUAAUAAAUGAUGUUGUUGUUCUGAAUUCAAGUAAUUCCAUCUUCUUAAUUUAAACUUAGUAUACUAUCUUAGAAAACAUUACUAGUGUUAAUGUAAAUCAUUUUUAAUCUUACAUCAAUAAAUAUAAAUAGAAAUUAUUAAUGCAAUUUGAUUUGAUAAACGCUCAUUUCCUAAUAAAUUCAUAUGGAGGAUUAUAUAAUUUCUUAACCUAAAACCUAAUAAUAUUUUCUUGUCAUUUUGAAAAUAGUGUAGGAUUAUGGGGAGGAGUCUUAAGCAUCACAACUAAGUUUUUUGGAUUAAUUGAUAUCUAAUAAACAAUUUUCAUUAACAUGUCCACUAAUGUUCAUAAAAGUCAAGAGGGAAGAGGGGGUAGCAUUUUCAUUAAUUCAGAAAAUUCAUACCUAAAUUUAACUAUUAAAAAUACUUAAUUUUUAAAUUCAACAAGCGGCUUAGAAGGGGGUGUAAUGUAUAUCAAACCUUCUCAAUAUUAGUGUUAUUUGAAAUUAUAAAAUGUUACCUUUAAAGACGUUUUUGCUGUUCAUUACUCAGCUAUAUUUUUUUAAAUAAUUGAAUCUAAUUUUGAUUAAAUCUCCUCUAUUGAAUUAUUCAAUAUUGAAAUAGAAAAUUAAUUGUUACAAUUUAUUUCAUUUUUAAAAGCCUAUUCGAUAGAUCUAACUGAUUCAAAAAUAAAUGAAUAAUCUGCCUUGUUUUCUCUUAGGAAUUUCUAAAUUUACUUGAAUGGUCUAAAAGUUACCGGAUUUUUCAUUUAACCUAUUCUUUACAUAACUUAUGUAAAAUGCCUAUUUAUGGAUAAACUAAUUCUAUAUAAUAUAACAUCAUUGUACAGUCCUCUAAUCUAUAUUGAAAAUAUGCCAUAACACAAAUCUGCACUCUUAAUAAAAUCAACCCUUAUUACUUCCUUUAAUGAACUUGAUUAAAGUUUGAUAAAAAAAUAUUCUUAAAUUGAAAAUAUCAACUUGUCUAACCUAAAUUUUGAAUCCUUAUUAGAAAUAGUUCUUAAUACCAACCUUACUUCAGCUUAAGUAGUUUCACUCAAUAUGCAGAAUAAUAAUUGCAAAACUUGUUAAUCUGGAUUAGUUAAUAUUAACAAUAAAUAAGUAAUCAAGAAGGUUAGAUUGAUAAAUUUGUACUUCUUUUAAAAUUCAUGUGGUUUAGGAUCUUGUUUAUUCUUAAAUUCUUUAAUUAGUGAAAUUUUUCACUUUUUGUCUUAAUCUAUAUUUUGCUAUAAUUCUGCUCAAACUGGAGGUGCAAUUUAAUUAACCAACUUUAGAUUGAAAAUUCACUAAACAUUCUUUUUAUCAAAUGUGGCUUUUGGUUCUGGAGGUGCUAUCUAUUAUUAAACUUCAAAUUAGUCGCAAUUACUAUAAUUUAAGUAUGUAAGCUUUGUAAACAAUCAAGCCUAAAUAGGAGGGGCUAUUUAUGAUAAAAAUAAAUAUAGUUUGGAUUCCGUAUCUUUCUAAUUAAUUAAUAAUAAAGCACAUUAUUUUGCCAAUAAUUUAGCCACAGAACCGACCCAACUCUCACUCCUAAUCAAUAAUAAACCUACAAACAAAAAAAGUAUAAUGGUUGAAAAUAAAACCAUUUAGAUUAUUAGUUAUUUAAAUGAUUCUAAACUAACAAAAUUUAUAUAUAUGCCUAGCGGAGUUUCCUUAAACAGCUAUUAAAAGUUUAAUAUGAAAACUAGUGCUUAUUCUAUGUUAAAUUACAAUUACACUCUUCAAGCUGUAAAUUGUUUCAAUGAAUAAAUUUAUGAUCUAAAACAGACUUAGUGCUAAUUAAAGAUCAAUUAAAUACAGAAAAAUAAAUCAUAAGAAAUAAGUAGAAACUCUGAGAUUAAAGAGCUGAUAUUUGAUGAAGAGGAAUAGAGCUAUGAUCUAAAAGAUCAGGUAUUUACUUUAGAUCCAUAUCAAAAUGAUAGUUACUAUCUAUAAAUUGACACUUCCUGCAAUUCUUUUUCAACUAAAGAUUAUUAUCUAAGAUUCUUUGUAAAAACUUACCAUUGUUAAAUUGGAGAAUAUUUUGAAAACAAUAAAUGCUUAAAAUGUGAUAGCUUAUAAGGAUAUUAUUCAGUUGAACUUAAAAGUACUUAAUGUAAUAGAAUGAACAUUUAAAUGAUAAAAAGCACUACUGGAGCAAUGAUAGAACUAUAACCUGGCUAUUGGCGACCCUUCUUUAAAUCAAAUAAAAUUGAGUAAUGCAAAAAAUAUCCAAACCGAUGUCUCGGAGGAUGGGAUGUAUCAGAUAACUCAUGUUUUAUUGGAUCAUUUGGAGCAUUAUGUGAAGAAUGCGACUUAUUUAAUCUCAGAGGACAAGGAUCUUAUCUUAACAAUAAAGAAAGCGUCUGCCAGUCAUGUGGUAAAUUUAGUGUUUAGUUAAUAUUCAUGGUUUUAGAGUCUAUAUGGAUUAUUCUAUUAAUAAUUCUGACUGUCAGAAGUAAUAACCUUUCAAACAAAUAGUUAUUUAAGCUUAAAUGCAUAUAUCGCCACUAUCAAACUAUCUAUAAGCAAAUGAUGGAUUAAACAAGCACUCUUAUUAAAAUGGCUAAUAACAAUUUUUAAAUAUUGUCACUAAUUAGCACAUUAUAAAUCAGCAUUUUCUCGAGUCUGUCAAACUUUGUAAUAUUUUUAGGAGAUUCUACUUAUAUUAUAACAUAUUAACUUGAUUGCUCUAUUCCCUCAAUUGCAACAAUACAAUACGAAUAUGCUCACUUUAUAAUAGUUUUACUUUUACCAUUAUUUCAUUUUGGCAGUUGUUGUUUCGUAUUUCUAAUCUUUCUUGUUAAAAAAUAUGUGACAUUUUCAAAAUCAUAUAUAUACUCUUCUAUUAUUUAUAUAUACUGUUUAAAUUUACAAAACAUUAUGAAAUGGGGCGUAUCCUUAAUCACUAAACGACAAUUAUCUGGGAUUGAUUGGAUCUAAGCUAAUGUUGCUAGUAGAUAUGACACGGAAACACAUAGUCUUUGGUCAAAAAGAUUCAUAUAUCCAAUUUUGAUUCUAUUAGGAGUCUUAAUUCCAGCCUUCCUUUUUGUUUAAAUGAAAAAAAUAAGAAAAUCUUUGGAUGAUAGGAAUUCAAUUUAGAAGUUCUCAUUUUUGUAUAAUGAAUACACUGAUAAGUCUUAUUAUUGGGAAAUCAUCAAGAUGUUACAAAAGAUAUCAAUAAUUUUAAUCGUAAAUUAUUUUGAAUAAUCAAUAUUAAUAAAGGGAAUUUUUAUGUUUCUUAUAGUUUUAAUUUACUAUAAACUUUGCUUAGAAAUUCAACCCUAUAAAUUAUAAUCCAUAAGUUAGAUUGAUUGUAAGAUUUCGUUUUUAUUAUCAAUCACUCUUAUUUGCAGUGUUUUACUAUAUGUGAUCUAAUAGGAAGACCUAUUUUAUUUGAGUUAUGCAACACAAAUUAUAAUAGUGUUCCUGAUAUACAAAUAAGCAGAAUUUCUUUUGAGGAGGAUUUUGAUAGUAUAUGUUUAAAGACUCAACCUACAAUUAGAUAAGCUAAGGCAGGAAAUUCUCUUCAGAUUUCCAAGAAUAUAUAUUUAAUAUGUGUGUCUGAGACCAUACUUAAUGUUAAGAAAGGAAUAGCAAGAGAGAAUUUAAUUGAGAUUCAAAAAGAUUCGAUAAUAUAUAAAAACUUAAUAGAGAUACGUCAAGGAGAAAAACAUCUAUUUUAGCCAUACUUAGAGAGAAUCAAGUUUGAUUGGAUCUUACCCUCCAACUUAUAAUUCGAGUCGCCGUCUUUACACUGGAGAGAAUGGGCAAAUAUUAAAAUCAAGUGAAUGA